UGCCUCAGUUUUCUGUAAUCGCUUUUCUGUUGCUACCUUCAGUUAAAUAGCAAGGACACGAGCGCGAGUAGACGGCCGUGUGUGGAUAUAUUUCUCAACUGGAAUUAUUAAAGAGAAUACAGCAUCGACGGCCAGCUGCCAGGGCCAAGAUGUCCAGUGAGGUGCAGAGACCGGACGACAGCCCCAGCACCAGCGGGGGAAGCUCUGACAUUGAACAAAGAGAAUCAGUACCAACCGAACAGGAGAGGGAACAAGCACAGCCCAAAAAGAAGGAGACCAAGAUCUCAAGUAAAACUGCUGCCAAACUCUCAACCAGUGCCAAGAGGAUCCAAAAAGAACUUGCAGAAAUAACAUUAGAUCCACCUCCAAACUGCAGCGCUGGCCCCAAAGGAGACAACAUCUAUGAGUGGAGGUCAACCAUCCUGGGCCCGCCAGGCUCUGUUUACGAGGGAGGGGUCUUCUUCCUCGACAUCGCCUUCACACCUGAUUACCCCUUCAAACCACCCAAGGUAACAUUCCGUACGAGGAUCUACCACUGCAAUAUCAACAGCCAGGGAGUAAUCUGUCUGGACAUCCUGAAGGAUAACUGGAGUCCAGCCCUCACCAUCUCCAAGGUGCUGUUGUCCAUCUGCUCCUUGCUCACAGACUGCAACCCUGCUGACCCUCUGGUGGGGAGCAUUGCAACACAAUAUCUGACCAACAGAACAGAACAUGACAGAAUAGCCAAGCAGUGGACAAAGAGAUAUGCCACAUAGAUCCCCUAACGAUGACAUUCCCUCUACCACUCCUAACCCUUCCUCACUGUACUUCUCUCUACCUCUCUCUCCCCAGUCUGUUAAAGCACACUCAUUAAGUGCAACACUAUACCUAUCCUUCUCCUCCCCUUCACUUCCUCAACCUUUAUCUUCAUUUUCUGUGUAAAGAACUGUUCUUUGUUCCUUGUUGACUUGAAAGCUUUUUUUAUACAAAGAGUAGAUUGGGAUUUUUAUUUUCCAAUAUCUGAAAGUUGGAAUUAUUGUAUUAAACAUUCAUUGUCCUUCAACUAUACAAUAUGUAUCCUUGUUUUCUUAGUGGCUACAGGAACAAUGUAUAUGCUUUUACAUAACUUUUUUUGUGUUUUUUUUUGUUUGUUUUUUACAUAUUUCAGUCAUCAAUGUUAUGUGCAUGGAAAAGGAGGGUGAUUUGCAUCAAAAGAAAUGUCAUGCUCUUCAACUCCCUCUGGUUUUGUUUGUACUGUAUGUAUUUUUUCAAAGGCUUUUGAGGCAGACCCCAAAAGUAUAGGUCGACCUGUGAAAGAGGCAGGACUUGUAUAUUUACUGGCUACCCGCCACCUCUGUAAUGAAAGGGUGGUUUGUUGUGCACUUGUAUUACUGAAGCACCCAAUAAAACACACUGUGGUCGGCUUGUGA
Messenger RNA from Hypomesus transpacificus, 1409 nucleotides. It is a transcript of the gene ube2e2, whose product is annotated as ubiquitin-conjugating enzyme E2E 2. The transcript has 6 exons. Gene Ontology annotation, cellular component: nucleus. Gene Ontology annotation, molecular function: ubiquitin conjugating enzyme activity. Lineage: Eukaryota; Metazoa; Chordata; Actinopteri; Osmeriformes; Osmeridae. The record is from RefSeq and is a predicted model, not a curated record. Gene Ontology annotation, biological process: protein polyubiquitination. Bases 150 to 755 code for a protein of 201 amino acids.